Molecule: messenger RNA, 3444 nt
Organism: Aspergillus clavatus NRRL 1
Lineage: Eukaryota; Fungi; Ascomycota; Eurotiomycetes; Eurotiales; Aspergillaceae
Product: GTPase-activating protein
Exons: 3
Coding region: 1-3444 (1147 amino acids)
Source: RefSeq, a predicted model, not a curated record
AUGAUGCAGUGGUCGUCCUUCGUUCAAAAAGCCCAGUCCUUCAUUGACCCGGCCAACUUCAACCUUCCCACCUUGACAUCCGUCGAUCGUAACCCCUCGAAAGCCUCCCUCUUCCGUCAGCAAUUCCGUCUCCCGGACUCCCAGAAUCCGCUGCAGGAAAUUACUGCAGAAUUAAUCCUUCCGCUCCCACACACAGCUUCAUCAUCAUCGUCGCAACCGCUCGACCGGGCCGGAAACCGCUAUCCCGGGAGACUGCACUUGAGCGAACGGUUCAUUUGCUUCUCUACCCAGCCCACCAGCUUCGCGCCGUCCGCAACCCUCGGUGCCUCUACCCAGUGGACCGGCCAGACAAACGGCACUGGACCGUCGGGCAAUGGAUUCACAAUCCCGCUUUGCUGUAUUCGCCGGGUGGAGCGAUUGAAUAGUCUUGGCCAUGUAUUCUCCCUUGCGCUGACCACGUGGAACGGUGCGCUUGGAAAGCAACCCACUCCGAACUCGUCCCCGCAGAGAUUCACUAUCCAGCUGGUUGGGAGCAGGCAGGCCUGCGAACGGUUUUGUGAUGGUUUGAAGAAGGGUUUGCGGGAAUCGAUGAAGGAGAUUGAGAACCUACGAGUUGUCGUGAAUGACUGUUACUCAGAAUAUCUUCUUUCCGGUGCAAAGUCGAAGGAUCAAGACUCAGGGAACGCGGAAGCGCGACUGCCUCCAGACGCUGGGUUGGGAAUGAUCUUCCGCUAUCCUGGUGAUGCCCGCAAACUCCGGGACCGCAGCAAAAUGAGACUAUGGGGAGAAUACUUUAGAGAAAAUGGCCGGAAUGCGACAUUAAUUCGGCAACCGACCUUUCACAAGCUGAUUCGUGUCGGUCUACCAAACCGACUGCGUGGAGAGAUAUGGGAGUUGGCUUCGGGGUCAUUGUACCUCCGUCUGAGAUCCCCAAAGCUCUAUGCAGCCACACUCGCCAAGUUCUCCGGCCAGGAGUCCUUGGCGAUUGACGAGAUUGAGAAGGAUCUAAACCGCAGUCUCCCGGAGUACCCCGGCUUUCAGAGCGAGGAGGGCAUCGGCCGGCUUCGAAGAGUCCUCACAGCCUAUAGUUGGAUCAACGCCGAGAUUGGAUAUUGUCAGGCCAUGAAUAUUGUUGUUGCAGCUUUGUUGAUAUAUAUGUCAGAAACGCAGGCUUUCUUUCUCUUGUCCGUGCUAUGCGACCGACUUGUACCAGGAUACUAUUCGACUACCAUGUACGGCACCCUGCUGGAUCAAAAGGUGUUCGAAUCGCUUGUGGAGAAGACCAUGCCAGUCCUUUGGGAGCAUCUCUCCAAAUCUGACGUCCAGCUCUCUGUCGUUUCCCUACCCUGGUUUCUCUCCUUAUAUAUCAACUCUAUGCCGCUAGUCUUCGCUUUUAGGGUCUUGGAUGUAUUUUUCCUAGAAGGGCCAAAGGUUCUGUUCCAAGUUGGUCUCGCUAUUCUCCGGAUCAAUGGCGAAGAGCUGCUGGAUGUGCAGGAUGAUGGAUCCUUCAUCUCCGUGCUCAAAUCGUAUUUCUCACGCCUGGAUGAGUCGGCUCAUCCCAGAUCCGAAAAUCCGAAAUUGAGAGCUAUCACCCGGUUCCAAGAGCUGAUGGUUGUAGCCUUCAAAGAAUUUUCGGGUAUCACUCACAGCACCAUCACGGAGCAGCGCGACAAGCACAAGGACGCAGUCCUUGAAAAUAUCGAGAGCUUUGCCAAGCGUACAUCUAUCCGAAACCUCGGACCAGACAGUAAACGACUGAGCAUGGAUGAUCUGGGUAUGAUCUACGAUCGUUUCUAUGAAGUGCUUUAUGAGCACCAGCAGAAGCAAACUCUACUCGACGAAGAGAAAAAGCGCCAGGAAAAGAAGAAAGCCGAACGGGUCUCUAUACUUGGCCCCCCUGUUGAUCGAGAAGUCGGCCGAGUUGGCCUUGGACCUAGCCCGACUCAUAUGGACUACGAUGCUUUCCGUGAUUUCCUCGCAGUAACAGCGAAAUGGGCCGUGACUGACUCUCCUGCACCGUCGCGGAAGGAAUCAUCAGCAGACCUAAAUAGCAGCUUCAGAGGAUUCGGUAAAUGGGCAGCUCGCCCGGGUAACAAACCAGUGCCCGCAAACCACGAGUUCAUGCAACGACUAUAUCGCAAAUGGGCUACUGAGCCGUCUGAAGGACUCAGCUUGCAGAAUGUGGUCAAUGGGCUCGCGCGACUGAAGGGGACCCGGGAUAUCAUGAACAGCAUGCAGUACUUUUUUGACCUGUACGACGAUAAUGGCGAUGGCAUGGUCGAUCGAGAAGGCAUCCUCAGGAUGUCAGAGGCUCUGCUUUUCCUCUCUCGGCGAGGGUUCGAGGGAACCAUCACACCUAGCCAAUCUACGGAGGACAUCAACGGUGCACAGAACCGGGAUCAUCCAGAUCAGGAUAAGCUGAGUACCGACGAGCGGUUUUUAGGAAGCGUCAGUUCUUUUAUCCGCCGUUGUUUCGAGUAUGCCGAUCCUACAAACCCAGAAGGCAGGGCGACCGAGGACAAGGAUACGGAGGAAGCGGCGGACAAGUUGGGAUCAUUUGCCAUCGGCGACGACGAUGAAGAAGAUUUGAUCGAAAUGGAAGAAGAGACCACCGCGAAGCAAGCAUCUAAUACACUCGAUGCGGCAGAGAAGAAGGGGGAGCAGGAUGCCGACGCGCAGCACAACCGAAAGACUUCCGAAGCUGCCAAUCCGGCUCUCGACCCCAACAAUCCCCUACACAUUACCCUCCCCACUUUCCGCAUGGUUAUCCUGGCCGACGAACUCCUGGAGCAAUUCUUCGAAUCCUUCUUCCCUCAGUCAUUCCGUCUUUCCGAUCAUCCUCACCCCGCAUCCACGACGGCGUCUCUCUCCUCCAACCUCACUACAUUCUCCAACCUCAACGCCGCCAAACCCCAAGUCAGCGCCACCGCCGGAGCCUCAGUCGCCGGCGCCUCUGGAGGCAUCGUGCCCCCCGGCAAAGGCCUCCGCGGUGUUCUGGACAAUAUCGUCUCGGACGGCAUCCGCAUGGCAGCCGAGGUCAAGAAGAGAAUGGACGAAGCGCAACGCGAACUGGAACGCAACGCUCUCGGCCGCGAAGAAGAAGACGACGAAGACGAGGACGAGGACUAUGAGCCCCGCGCCGGCGCCGCCCCCUCCCCAGCCAUGGUCGGUGGGAUCGGCGGCUGGGGCGCCGGCGCAUAUGGCGCAGACAUCGAACACCGCAGCGUCCGCGACGCAGACCGGGACCUGCUCGAGGGCGCAGAAGUCCUCAGCGUGCGCGGCCGCGACGACGCAUCCCUCUUCGACGGCAAAGACGGCCACGCCGGGGACGCGAGUAGCGGUAGCGGCAGCGGCAGCGGCAGCGGCAGCCGUGCAGCCCGACGGCCGUCGGAUCCCGAACAGGAAGAUCGGGUUGCCAGCAAGACGGUUGAAUUCGAAUCAUAG